Messenger RNA from Ceratitis capitata (Mediterranean fruit fly), 3890 nucleotides. RefSeq names its product serine/threonine-protein kinase NLK2 (gene nmo). The transcript is spliced from 8 exons. Gene Ontology annotation, cellular component: nucleus; cytoplasm. Gene Ontology annotation, biological process: intracellular signal transduction; protein phosphorylation. Bases 540 to 2219 code for a protein of 559 amino acids. Lineage: Eukaryota; Metazoa; Arthropoda; Insecta; Diptera; Tephritidae. The record is from RefSeq and is a predicted model, not a curated record. Gene Ontology annotation, molecular function: ATP binding; MAP kinase activity.
AAAAUACAAAUAUAAUAAAAAUUUGGAAAAAUCGUUUAAAUAAUAUAUAUAUAUACAUAUAUACAUUGCAUACUCUGUCAAACGGCAAUUUGAGCGUAGUGUUUUAAAGCUUUUAAUCAACGCUUCAAAGAAUCUGGAAAUAUAAUCUCUUAUUCCUGCGUAUAAAAUAAAAAUAAAAAUAAAAAUUUAAAUUAAAAUAAAAAUUAAAAAUAACCAAACACAUACAUGUAUAUGUGUAUGUAAUUGCUUCAUUAGUGUUCGUGCUUGUUCGUGUAAAUGUCAGUUUGAAAGUGUUGUAAAAAAAAAAAAAUUAUUAAAGUAGCAGUUUUAAGCAAAAAGUGGUAAUUACAAAUUCAAUAAUAAUUAAAUAAAGAAAAUAUAAUAUUUAUAAUUUUUUUUUAAACCAUAAAUUAAAAUCCAUUGCAUACAAAUAUUUUACGACUACCCAAAGUCUCGUGUCGCGCGUAAAUUGUGUACACGCCACCACACUGUUGUUGUUUGCUAGCAAUUCCUCAUUCAUUUGUAUGGCACAUUGUUGAAUGGCGGCCAUUGUCGGCCCCAAAAGGCAAACCGUGAACGGAAUACGAGCCCAACCCAACCCAAAAUCCAUUUCCUCCAAUACCAAUCAUACAACAACCAAUCCUCUUCAAAAUCAUAACCACAUUGGCAUACGCAGCAGCAGCACCAGCAGCAGCAGCGGCGGUCAUAUAUUAAAUGCUAAUCGUAGUUUAAGUGUCGCCAACAACUGCUUUAACAACGCCAACACCUCUAGCUUCAUUCGACAGCAGCAGCAACAGCAACAGCAACAACAACAACAACAGCAACAACAACGUCAACAACAGCAACAACAACAGUUUGGUCAUAAUACAUCAGUAGCAUCCAACAUCGUUGCUACCGCUGCACCUACGCCGCGUUCCCGUUCGCGUAUUUCAAUGAGCGUAUCAAUGUCACUUGUACAGGGAGGAGCUGCUGGCGGUGCCCCACAAGGUGCCAUUUUAGCUGCUGCAGCACCAUAUUAUCAACCACCAGCUGUGCCACAGGAUGUGCAACCGGAUCGUCCCAUUGGCUAUGGUGCAUUUGGAGUUGUAUGGGCAGUCACAGAUCCACGCGAUGGACGACGAGUUGCACUUAAAAAGCUUCCAAAUGUCUUUCAGUCGCUGGUAUCAUCGAAGCGAGUAUUUCGUGAACUGAAAAUGCUCUGCUUUUUCAAGCAUGAAAAUGUACUCUCAGCGUUGGACAUUUUACAACCACCUCAUUUGGAUUUCUUCCAAGAAAUAUAUGUGAUAACCGAACUCCUACAGUCAGAUCUCCAUAAAAUAAUCGUCUCACCACAACAUCUCUCCGCCGAUCACAUUAAAGUGUUCCUCUACCAAAUAUUACGCGGUCUCAAGUAUCUACAUUCGGCGCGUAUACUCCAUCGUGACAUCAAACCCGGCAAUCUGUUGGUCAAUUCAAAUUGUGUGCUGAAAAUAUGUGAUUUCGGUUUGGCGCGCGUCGAAGAGCCCGAUCAGGCUAAACAUAUGACACAAGAGGUUGUAACACAAUAUUAUCGCGCACCGGAAAUUUUAAUGGGCGCUCGACAUUAUUCAUCCGCUGUGGAUGUUUGGUCAGUUGGUUGCAUUUUUGGCGAAUUACUCGGUCGUCGCAUACUGUUUCAGGCACAGAAUCCCGUACAGCAACUGGAGUUGAUUACAGAACUGUUGGGCACACCCUCCAUGGAGGAUAUGCGGCAUGCAUGCGAUGGCGCACGUUCACAUAUGUUACGUCGCGCACCCAAACUGCCAUCAUUUUCAGCAUUGUAUACGCUUAGUUCGCAUGCGACGCACGAAGCUGUGCAUCUGCUGUGUCAAAUGCUUGUCUUCGAUCCGGAUAAGCGCAUCACCGUGACGGAUGCUCUGGCGCAUCCGUAUCUGGACGAGGGUCGUCUACGUUAUCAUUCAUGCAUGUGUAAAUGCUGUUUCACUACCUCGGCCGGCAUGCGUCAAUAUACGGCCGAUUUUGAGCCAUCAGCUGGUCAGCCAUUCGAUGAUCUGUGGGAGCGUAAAUUGACAUCGGUGCAGCAAGUUAAAGAGGAAAUGCACAAAUUCAUCGCGGAACAACUGCAAACGGGUCGCGUACCGCUCUGUAUAAAUCCGCAAAGUGCGGCAUUCAAAAGUUUUGCUAGUUCAACGGUAGCGCAUCCUUCCGAAUUGCCGCCAUCGCCGCAUCAAUGGGAAUGACGGCAAAAUGAGGCCAUAGCCGCCUAAAAGUAGAUAAUAAUUAAAACAAAUACAAAUACAAACAACUAAAUAAAUAUCUAAAUAAAUUAAUUAAUAAUAGUAGACAACAACAACAACAACAACAAAACAGCCAACAAUACCACCCAAUUUAACCAAAUUCUUUUCAUUUAAAUUUAAUUAAAAGCGAAGGAAAAGCAGAGCGCUCAUGAGAGCGAAAUGCUAGAGAAAUGCAGAGAAAAUAGUACAUACAACAGGCUGCAAGCUGCAGACGAGCGCGGGUAUAAAUUAGUAGCAACAACAACAGCAGCAGCAGCAACAAGAGAGCGUAGACCAGAGACCAGAGAGUGACAGCGACAAAUAUAAUAUAAUAUAAUAUAAUAUAAUAAUUAAUUAUGAUAAAUGAUAAUGUUAAUAGACUCUUUAAUUUUUAAGUAUAAAGCAACGAUUUUAAUUUUUAAGUAAGUUCAAGAGCGAGAAGUAAAUGAAAAAUUUGAAAAAAGAAAAACAAAACAAAGAGAAUGAAAAAACAAAAAUAAGUUGAGAACAACAACUAAGCCGAAAAGGCAAUGAGAAAAUGCAAAUGCAAAAUUAAAUAUGCAAAACAGAUGUAUAUUAAAUAGAUAAUGGAUGGUCCAAGCGUAGGGAAACAUGACAAAUGUAGCAUGGCGUAUGAAGCGUAAAAAAAAGAAAACGAAAAAAACGGACAGUAAUCAUUCCAUCACCACCGAAAAAGAAAAACAAAAACAAAAAGAAUAAAAUAAAAUAAUUCAAGCAAAAUGUUACUCUUUUGCUUAAAGGCGACACCUGGCGUGGGCGAGAGGCAGUGAGCAGCUUUUUUUUCGAGAGCAACACUAGUCGUCAGAGAAGCGUUGAAAAGAGACGUACAUAUGUAUAUGAAUGGAAAGAAGGAAAGAGAGUAUGGCGAGCACAUAAUUAAAGAUGCAGAACAGCAUAAAGCGCGAUUGCAAUAUUUAAAUGGAAGGCAAAAUGCGGGAGCAACUGUUAUUGGGAACAGUUGGGAGCUAAUUAUAGUUGCAUACAUAUAUGUAAAAGGACUGCAGAGGAAACUAUCUGAAAAAAAAAACAGUUCACUGAGGCAAGAGGACACGCAGAAAAACAGUAACGGCUAGCUUUGCCGCCCAUCGUUUAACCGUUAUUUCCUUAAAUUGGUAAUGGACGUAAGCAAAAGCUUAACAGUUAAAACAAGUUGAGGGCAACAGAAGACCCCAAAUAUGAUAUGAUCUUACAUAUAUACAUAUGUAUGUAUGUUUGUGAGCAAUUAAAUUUAGUGCAUGUCGGAAUAUGUAUAUGUAUGUAAAAACAAGCAGAAUUAAGCAAAAAGUUUUGCAAUUAAAGAAAGAAAGAAAAUUACAAAAACUCUUAAUUUAAUGUAAACAACAAAUUCUUAACUGUAUAUUAACUAUAUAUCAUAUAUAUGAUUAAAAGGUGCAUAAAUGUAAUUACAAAAACAAAGAAGAAGUAAAAAAAUUACAAAAGCAAAUGUGUGGGUACUACGAAGAAAGAUAAAGAGACAGAGUAAAGAAAUUUAAAUGCAAAAUAAAUAUAUAUGUAUGUAUAUAAACGUAUAGUUGUAUGUAGCACUAAGCGAAAAACUAAAAGCAAAAAACAGAAAACAAAAAUUAAGCAAAAUUACAACAAGUAUUCACGCCU